AUGUUUUUAAGAAUUGCUACAACAUUCUUUAGACAACCUUUAUUGAAGAAUCAAUUAAGGUAUACCUUAUUAAUGUAGACUCCAAUGUUAUCUAUAUUAACAAAUCAUAAAUUAUUGAUUCAAAAUCUAUCCUAUCUGUAAAGUUAAUUUUAUUAGAUGGAGGAGUGUAAUGACGAAUUGGAAUUAUUGUAAAUGAAAUUCAAUUUAUAAUAGAUAGGAAGAAGUUCCAGUAGGCAGAAUGCAGUGAGACGACUCUAAAACAUCCAUAGAUAUAGUGA
Molecule: messenger RNA, 278 nt
Organism: Paramecium pentaurelia
Lineage: Eukaryota; Ciliophora; Oligohymenophorea; Peniculida; Parameciidae
Source: the annotation of a GenBank genome assembly